Dendrobium catenatum is the source of this 2855-nucleotide messenger RNA. Its product is annotated as U-box domain-containing protein 33. The transcript is spliced from 9 exons. Lineage: Eukaryota; Viridiplantae; Streptophyta; Magnoliopsida; Asparagales; Orchidaceae. The coding region runs from base 169 to 2805 and encodes 878 amino acids. Gene Ontology annotation, biological process: protein ubiquitination; protein phosphorylation. Gene Ontology annotation, molecular function: protein kinase activity; ATP binding; ubiquitin-protein transferase activity. The record is from RefSeq and is a predicted model, not a curated record.
GAGAGAGAGCUUGCUAGCGACCCAGCGAGGCCAUUGCCUUGCUGCAACUUCGCCUGGAGGGGGGAAAUAGAUACCUUUCUGCUCCAGAAAAGCCAUUCCUGGGCGAGGAAGGGGAUUGGAAAGAAAGCGAAGUUUUUUUUCCCUUUUCGUUGGCUUGUGGGAUUUCGAAUGGCUAAACCUUCAUCAUCCAAUUCCCUGCGGCAGCCAUGUUCACCACCCAACAGCCACAGUGUGAUCGAGGAGGAGCCACCGAUGGGCAGCGUUGAGGGCGAGGAAGAAGAGAGGAAAUUGUACGUGGCUGUACCUGAAAAAUUGAAGGAAGGGAUUGAACUGGUGCUAUGGGUGCUUCGGAAUACAUCCACCGACAAAAAGAUUGUGAUUCUCCAUGUUCAUCGUCCACCUAAGCUUUUACCAAUGAUGGGAGCAAUGGUUCCUGUAAGCAAACUGGGGGAGGAGCAUGUGAGAAUAUACAGACAGCAGGAGAAAAUGAUGGUGGAGAAAUCUUUGGAUGAAUACCUGGUUAUGUGCUCUAAAUCAAUGUUUCGAGCAGAGAAGCUAGUUGUUGAGAAUGAUGAUGUUGGCUUGGCGAUUGUAGAACUUGUUGCAAGCCAUAGAAUCAAAAUGCUUGUCAUGGGAGCUGCUGCUGACAGGCAUUUCUCAAGGAAAAUGACAUCACCGAAGUCCAAGAUUGCAAUUACUGUCCAGCAAAAUGCACAUUCGUUAUGCAAGAUCUGGUUUGUUUGCAAGGGGCAACUGAUAUGCACCAGGGAUGAAGCUACUAAUGAAUAUUCCAGUUUAAGCUCCUCGGAUCAGCUCAGAUCAAAAUCCCUACCACAAAUGCAGCAUGAACAUUUUAACCAGGUUACUAGUCCUAUGCCGAGGUCAGCUUCUGAAAAUGCUGUCCCAUUUAGAAGAAGACCACCCAUGCUAAAAUUUUCAUUGCCAAGUCUCUUUAGAACACCAGCAGCUAAGAGUGAGACUUCUACGGAUGGGACUAUGAGCUCAAGGAGUUCCCUGACUUCGAGUGAUUCAAACUGGUUAUGGCCAACUGAUGACUUCAACAGCAGCAAUAGAACUGUAUCAAGGCACAAGGAGGAUGAUGGUGAUUCCUCUUCAGGAAUGGUAACCAGUCAACAAGAUUUUCAUAAUCUACAGCUUUCAUCUACUUUCCAUGAGCUGGAAGGUGGAGAUUUCUUGCGUGAUGUGUAUGAUAGAUUGGAAAAAGUCCAAACUGAAGCAGAGAACUUCAAGCACGAGGCUUACAGGGAAACAAUUAGACGUCAGAAAGCUGAAAGGAAUGCAAUUGAGGUUGCUUGGAAAGCCAAAGCAUCAGAGUCCCAACAUGCCAAGGAACUGAAACAAAAAAUAGAACUCCAGAAAAUGCUUGAAGAUGAAAUAAAGGAGAAUGAAAGGCUAAAAAAUGAUCGCGAUAAAAUGUUUCGAGGACUACAGGAGGCACGGGCGCGUGAAGCAGAGAUGGUAUCCUGCGCCGCUGAGAACAAGCUCCUGCUCGAAGAAUUUGAAGAUAAGCUUUCAGAAGCCAAGGAUAGCCUUGAAAAGCUGAGAGCUGAAUGUGAGGAGCUGAAACAAGCACGGGACAUUGCAAUCCAUGAAGCUCAAAAUUUACACCAGAUGACUGGGAAGUCAUCUAGCGGAGACCAACAGCAAGUCAAAUUUUCUGUAUUCUCCUAUUCUGAGCUUCAAGAAGCAACAAAAAACUUUGAUCAUUCCCUCAAGAUUGGUGAAGGAGGAUAUGGAAGCGUAUACAAGGGCUUUCUCCGCCACACAACGGUCGCCAUAAAGUUGUUAAAUUCCAAAGGCAUGCAAGGGCAAGCAGAAUUUCGUCAAGAGGUUGAAGUUCUGAGUAAUGUGAGGCACCCACAUCUUGUAGCACUCAUUGGGACUUGCCCUGAAGCUUGGGCACUUAUCUAUGAAUAUCUUCCUCAUGGCAGCCUCGACGACCGCCUUGCCUGCAAAGAUAAGACUGAUCCUCUUCCUUGGGAUGUUCGUAUACGAAUAGCGGCAGAAAUCUGCUCUGCUCUCAUCUUCCUCCAAUCAAAUAAGCCCCAUGGCAUCGUUCAUGGAGAUCUAAAGCCUGCCAACAUUCUCCUUGAUGCCAACUUUGUAAGCAAGCUUGGUGACUUUGGUAUCAGCAGGCUCUUAGCCCAGUUCAAUUCCACUCACACUCCCUGUUGGAAUACCAAUCCUAAAGGCACCUUUGUAUACAUGGACCCUGACUUCAUUUCCUCUGGGGAUAUUACGCUCGCCGCAGACAUCUACUCUUUUGGGAUCAUACUUUUGCGCCUCUUGACCGGAAAACCUGUACUGGGGAUCAUUAGCCAGGUUCAAGAAGCUGUUAGUAAUGAGAAGCUGCAUUCAAUCCUGGAUCGUUCUGCGGGGAAGUGGCCUUACAUACAGGCAAAGCAGCUGGUACAACUGGCCUUGAAAUGCUGCAACGUCAUGAGAAAGAACCGCCCGAGCCUUGAUGGAGAGGUUUGGAAGGUGCUCGAUAUAAUGGUGAAAGUUAAUGAACGUGGCAAGCUCCGGCCAUUAUCGUCUAGCUCUGUUUCACAAAACAGCACCAGCAUUCCAUCUUACUUCAUCUGUCCAAUCUCUCAGGAAGUCAUGAGGGAUCCGCACAUAGCUGAAGAUGGAUUCACAUAUGAGGCUGAAGUCAUAAAUAAAUGGUUUGAGAGCGGCCACAACAUGUCGCCAAUGACAAAUCGCCAGUUUCAGCAUCAUAAUCUUAUUCCAAAUCAUAGUCUUCGUUCUUCCAUUCAAGAAUGGCUGCAGAAGAAUGCCUAAACUGAAUAUUUUUGUUCUCUAUGUAUGGUUCUUUUUAUUGCUCUCUCUCA